AUGUUCGAAGACUUCUCCUUUUCCUCGCCCUCGUCGCGACCGACCCGCCUAGCGCUUAGUACAGAAGACCGUCUCAUGAUCGACGGCGACAGCAACCUCAUCUCACCACUAUCAUCCCGCUGUCCCUCGCCGACAUCGCACCGCUUCCGCACGCUCUCGCGCUCCCGCUCUUCAUACUUUCGCUCCCAGCAACAACAGCAGCAGCCGCCUCCAACCUCCGUGCCCUUCCCUUACGAAUCAAAGCGUCUCUCCAUCGCAACCCUGACACAGAAACUCCACGAACAUACCCUCCAGACUCCAAAUGGCGAAUCCUUCCCGGACCGCACCCGCUUCGCUCCCCAUGCAAAUAAUCCCGCCGACGCAUAUGGAUCAGCACGCUCAGCUCCCUACGCAGGCUGGGUCCUCACCCCACCAGACACAGACCACGACGACGACGGCCACCUCUCCUCGCCAUCGCUCUGCUCAAAUCCAAGCCCGACCUCCAUCCCCCCGGACUUCCCCCUGCUAGAUGGGCCCGAUCUCCCACACCCGCAGCCAGAUCUCCUCAGCAUCCGCAGCCAGCGCCAGCAGAUCUCCCAGUUACAGUGUAGUAACCAGGGAGACAUUGAUGCUAUCCGGCGGGCGGCAAAUGAUGAUUCGUACGGGUCAUCUUUGCCGUCCAUUCCUUGCGAAGACGAUUGCCACCCGAGCUCUUUGCCGCCCAGGCCUUCGCCACGGAGACGCGCGCUCACGCAGCACCGGAGUAGAUUCGGGCCUGCGGAGUCGCUGGAGUCGAGGGGUAGACGGAAGAGUAGCGCGGGGGCUAUACAGUCUCAUCGGAUUGAGAAGAGUCAUCAUCCUUCUUUUGCGGGGCGGGAGGCGUCUAAACGGAAUGAGCAGGGCUUGAGGCGGAAGAGUAUGGUUACUGCGGCGCUGGCGUCUGUAGCGGAGAGGCCUUGA
Messenger RNA from Penicillium verhagenii, 939 nucleotides. RefSeq lists its product as uncharacterized. The record is from RefSeq and is a predicted model, not a curated record. The coding region runs from base 1 to 939 and encodes 312 amino acids. The transcript has a single exon. NCBI's taxonomy places the organism in Eukaryota, Fungi, Ascomycota, Eurotiomycetes, Eurotiales, Aspergillaceae.